Molecule: messenger RNA, 1179 nt
Organism: Aspergillus glaucus CBS 516.65
Lineage: Eukaryota; Fungi; Ascomycota; Eurotiomycetes; Eurotiales; Aspergillaceae
Exons: 7
Coding region: 1-1179 (392 amino acids)
Molecular function (GO): monooxygenase activity; FAD binding
Source: RefSeq, a predicted model, not a curated record
AUGAUCGGCGCCGGCCUUGGUGGUCUUGCAGCCGCUGUGUCUCUGCAACGUCAAGGCCAUGCUGUUACCAUUUAUGAGAGAUAUGAUUUUGCGGGCGAAGUUGGCGCGUCGCUCAGUGCGGCGUCGAACAGAUCUUGUUUCUUGGAAGAAUGGGGAGUCGAUAUAAAGGGAGCCAAACCAUUUGUUCUCAAACAGCUCAUGAUGCACAAUUGGUCUGAUGGCAAGAUGCAAAGCAAGUACUUGCUUGGUGAUUACAAGUCCAAGUUUGGCACAGAUUACAACAACUUCCAUCGUAUUGACAUUCACAAAGAACUCCUCAAGUCAGCUUUUGAGGCGCCUGGGGAGGGCCCAAAGUGCGAAUUGAAAGUGAACUUCAAAGUGACGGAUAAUGGUGUUGAAACUUCGGCCGAUAUUAUUGUGGGCGCUGAUGGUAUCUGGUCUCUCACCCAAAACCAGAUCGGGAUCACUCCAGACUUUGAAAUGUCCACCUCAUGCUGCUACCAAUGCAUUAUCGAGGCUGACAAGCUGCGAUCUCUUGGCCUGGAAGAUUAUAUUUCAAAUGAAGCAAUCGAGUACUGGGGCGGAUUCAGAAUCAACAAGAUUGUCAUGUCGCCCUGCAGCAACAGCGAAGUCAUGAGCUGUUACUGCUUCUAUCCAGCAUCCUACAACAACAUGCAUGAGGAUGGCUGGAACACCAGUGCUUUGCCGCAGCAGUUGGUGGAUACAUUCCUGGAUCUUGAUCUGAGAACGAAGACCUUGAUGCUGAAUGCCGAGGAUAUUAAGAUGUGGAGAUUAUAUAGACACCAGCCUUAUCCUUACUGGGUGAAAGGCAAGGUUUGUCUUCUUGGGGAUGCCACUCAUCCUAUGAUGCCUGAUCAAUCGCAAGGUUCCUGCAUGGCCUUUGAAGAUGCUGGGGCCCUGGGCCUCGUCUUUCACAAGAAUUUCCGGGAGGAGUAUGGGGCCCUUGAAGGACUUGUUCUUUAUGAAAGGGUGCGGAAGGAGAGAGCUACACGCAUACAGGAAGUGAGUUUCAGAGCUCAUGAGAAUCUCAAUGAGCAGAUUGGUUGGAGUUCAUCUACAGAUCGACCGGGGAAGUUGACUAUCAAGGAGGUUUGUGGAUACAACAUGAGGGAUCAUCUGGCAGAGCUGGUUAAGGAGCAAGUAGCAGCGAGAAUGUAA